AUAAAAAUAUCAAAAAUUAUUUUAGUAUGAUUCAUUAUAUUAUCAAUUUUUAUUUCAAUCUCAUCUUCCUCAUUUUUAUUUUUAUGAAUAUGUUUAGAAAUUAAUAUAAUAGCAUUUGUACCUUUAAUAAAUUCUAAUAACCAAAUAUCUUCAAAUAGAAUAAUUACCUACUUUAUUAUUCAAGCUUUAGCAUCAUCAGCUUAUAUUUUUAUUAUUAUUAACUUUUUAAUUAAUUGUGCAACUUCAAUUGAAAAAUUAAACCUAGCUAUCAGAUGUUCAAUAAUAAUCAAAGUGGGGGCUGCCCCUUUCCACAUUUGGUUCCCUCAAAUUAGAGAAGGAAUUUCUUUACAAAGCCUUCUUCUUCUAUCGUCAAUUCAAAAAAUUAUUCCACUCCACAUCACUAGAAUAUUUGUUAAUAAAUUUAUUUUUAUUGCCAUCACAAUAAGAGCUAUAAUGGGAUCCCUUGGAGGUCUCAAUCAAUUUUCAAUUCGAAAAAUUCUAGCAUUCUCAUCAAUUACACAUUUAGCAUGAAUACUUAGACUUAUUAUACUUAACAGAAAUAUAUGAUUAAUAUACAUACUUAUUUAUACAACAAUUUUAGCUUUUAUUAUCAACUUUAUACAUAUUAACAGCAUAAAUUUUAUUAAUCAGACAAUUUCUUUUUCAAAAGAAAAUUCUCUUUACAUUAUCAUCCUUCUUAUAUCAUUAGGGGGAAUACCACCUAUAAUUGGAUUUUUUAUAAAGUGAAUAUCAUUAAAAAUUAUUAUUUUUAAUAUAUAUAUACUAAGAAUCCCUUUAAUUAUUUCCUCAUUAAUUAAUUUAUAUUUUUAUACUCGACUAACUUAUCCUUUUUUUUUAAAAAUUUAUUUAAAUAAUAAAUGAAAGCUGUCAAAAUUCAAUACUAUAAUUUUAUUUUUAAUUAUACAAUUAUUAAUUUUUGUUAUAAUUCCAUUAAUUUAA
Ornithodoros turicata is the source of this 960-nucleotide messenger RNA. The record is from the annotation of a RefSeq genome assembly. Lineage: Eukaryota; Metazoa; Arthropoda; Arachnida; Ixodida; Argasidae.